Molecule: messenger RNA, 3801 nt
Organism: Cladocopium goreaui
Lineage: Eukaryota; Dinophyceae; Suessiales; Symbiodiniaceae
Source: the annotation of a GenBank genome assembly
AUGGCCCCUUUCUGGGCACGACAGCCAUAUUUUCAGAUGGGAAAGGGAAAAGGAUACGGCAAGGGCCCACACUUCCAUGGCCCAGGAGGAAAUGGACAACAACUUCUGGCUUCGCGGAAGCCUGCAGGCACCGAUGGAUGGACAACCGGAACCAUUCGCCGCCUCUUCGUCGGGAAAGGCUUCGGCUUCAUUUCCAGAGAUGACUGGCCCAGCACUUCCGGGCGUGGAGAUGUGUUUCUCCACUUCUCGGAUUUGGAGGGCAUAACAUCUGGUGACCUGGCACUGGGGAGUCGAAUGAAGUUCAAGUGGGAGGAGGCCUCUCAGGAUUCACGUGGACCCGGCGGCCGUGCCCGGAUGGUUUGCUUUGUUGAGGAAAGCAGUGGUUCCCCAUCUACACCGCCUCGUCGUGCUGCUCGCACUGGACGUGUCUAUCGCAAGGAUCUUUUCCUUGCUGUGCAGCAGCAGUUGAAAACAGCUGGGGAAUAUGAAGAGCGCAGGCCAUUUGGCACACGCUCCUUGCUGGGGCCAUUGCCUUCCAAAAUUAUGUUUCCUUUCACCAUCACAAUGCCCGACUGGUAUUGGGAAGCAGAAGAUGAGCGUGCUUUGGCCGAAGCCAAUGACGCUCAGCGGCUUCAGAUGUUGGAAGCCCGACUCGAUCAGGAGAACGGGGCGGAUCUCAAUAACGGGGAGACUUUCGGAGACGACUGGGCGUUGCAGUCGUGGUCCUAUGAGGAAGCCUUGGCAGCCAACCAGCGCCUGGCCAAGUAUCACCAGCCUCGGGUUCCGCAUUGGGUGCCACAGCAUGAAGGAACCUUCGUAUUGUUUCGCUCGAAUGAAGAUGCAAGGGAACCCUUCGCGACAAGGCGAUUGCAGGACAAGACGGCCAUGGCGGAUUCUGACUUGACCAAGUCCGUUUUCAAGAGUGAAGAGUACAUAUUUCUGGAUAUUGAGGGUUGGAUGAAGUCGGCAGGGACGGCCAAGGCAGCGGCAAAAGCAGCCCAAAAGCUGGCAGAGGUUGCUCCACCCCUUGAGGAUUUGAAGUUCCUGACCAGCGAGGCGAAUCUUCUUGAAGCCUUCUAUCGGAUUCUUCCGAGUGAUCCAUGCCGUGGAAGACGGCCGGUUCAGGAAGAGAAUACCACUGAUCUUGUUCCACCAGGUAGCUUUCCAAAUCCAUACCUGGCGAUCGACCUCAAUGACAAGCAAGGCGUUUGGCAGAAAGAGAUCGCACUGAGCAAAGCUCUUGGGCAGGAUCCAGCUGUCGCUUGUCGUCACAGAACACAGCAGGGUUUCUUGAGACCAGCGGGGCUCAGGAAUUUGGGCGCGACCUGCUAUCUCAACAGCCUGUUGCAGUACCUGUUCUUUAACUUGGACUUCCGCUACAGUUUCUUGAGGGCUCCGUCUGAGAGCAACGUGGUGGCGACGCUGCAGGAGGUCUUUGCCCUGCUGGCGGAGGCAGAGUCUCUGGUGGUGGAUCCCAAGGACUUCAUCACUGCAGCUCGUGUGGACGCGUUGGAGCAGGCUGACGCCACAGAGUUCAGUGCCUUGCUGCUGGACUGGCUCCAACGUGAACUCAGUGCCAGUGGCGGUGCUGCCUUCAUCCCCGCUCUCUUUGAAGGGGGGAGCUCCACCAUCGUUCAGUGCAGCCAGGAUUCCAGCCACUUCUCAGAGAAGCCUGAGUGCUUUAUGGAGCUUCGCGCAGGUCUUUCCCCCGUGGCCGCCGCCUUAGAGGCUAAAGAGGCCGCAGCCGGGAACCGGAAGUCUGUGCCGAAGUCCAAGGGUGGGAAGAAGGCUGCAAAGAAGCUUCCCACCAUCCGGCUGGAACAGAUUCUGGAGGAGACCGCAUUUCCAGAGGAGAUUCUGGACGGCUCUAAUCAAUGGUUAUGUCCACGCUGUGAUCGGAAGGUGGAUGCCCGACGGAGCACUCGCUUGACGAAGCUGCCGCCCUAUCUGCACAUCACCGUAGAGAGGUAUCAUUUUGAUGUGGACAAGGAGGAACGCAAGCGUUUAGCACAUCCUGUGUCCUUUCCGCGGCGCUUGGAACUGCGAUUGGGUGGAGCACUGGCACGUGGUCGUGAGGCAACAAGCGGAAACGACACUGCAACGCUACCAGUGGCGUACGAGUGCAUCGGCUAUUUGGAACACGUGUCCGACUCUGCUCACAGUGGUCACUACAGAGCUACACUUCUACGAGAAGAUGAGGAGCCCUAUGCGACCGAAGUAGCAGGCUGCGACGCGGCAGAGGUACUGGAAUCCGCAACAAAGAAACAGAAAGUCGAUGGACCAGACGCCGCGGCAGGAGCUCCUCAAAAGCGCAGCUGGUGGCGCCUGGAUGAUGAGACGGUGACCACCGUCACGGAAAAUGAGCAAGCGUCCUGUGACAAAGCAGAAGCGACGGAAGGAGCAGAGCCGGUGCCAGUGGAUCCGGCGAGGAUCGAAUCUGCCACCGCCUACCUGGUGUUGUAUCGCCGCUGCGAUCACGACCCAGGCCAACUUUGCCAGGGUCGCCGGGAGUCGCCACAGAAGCCGCGACGGGGUCCUCCGCUGUCGGAGGAGUUGCAGCGCUGCGUGGAUGAGCACAACACAGAAUUGCGACGACAGCGCAAGGAAUUUGAAUCCAAUUCCCUGGCUGUGGAGCGUUUCGUUGGGGAACGUCGCCGAGCGGUGACGUGCUUGGCAGAAGCCUUGCGCCAGCAUGCGGUGGGGCUGGCAGAAGGCCAACGGCUUGACUUGAGCUUCGUGCCAGCCGUUUGGCUGGAAAGAUUUCUACGUGGCGAAGACCGGACCUUGCAGAAUAUCCUGGAGGGGGAUGCAUCUAUCGUGGCUCCCACCUAUGCGGCUGCGAUGCUCAAGGGGCCGAAUUGUCCUGUGGCCAUCGAUCCCUUGGCCAUUUGGUGUGGGGAGGUGAAGCUGCUUCCAACUGCUGCUUUAGCGCAGGUGGGUGGUCAGCAUGGCGGCUUGGAUUCCUCGACCCUUCUGCAAGCAGAUGAAGCCAUAAACGACGAGGUUGCGCAGCUUGUAUUUAAAGCGUUUAAGCACUUCAGCCGAGAGUUCGAGCUGAAGGCGAAGAUUCAGGGGACGAGGUAUAGCGUCACGGAAGUUCGCAAUCGAGUGGAGACGGCUGGUCAGGACCCGAACAUUGCGGUGUGGGUCUCGCAACGACAGUUGAAUCGCUGGAGAAAGGCCGUGGGGGAAGCUCCCGACCUGUCACCGCAGCAGCUUUGGCGGCACUUCGUGCAAGAGGUGCGCGAGUACAGAUUUGGUACUCCGAUUGCCGAUGGUGCAGACGAGGCAUCUGAUGAAGAGGUGGUAGCUGGAGAAGCACCCACAGUGGACGUGCCACCUGAUGUGAAAGAGGUCACACUUCCCAAAGUGAAGCAGUUGACAUUCCUUGGAGGCCUACUCUGUUCACAUGGCUUGGUCUGCCGACCACGUGCUGCAGCACUGGUCAGUCGUGCAGACCUGGAAGAGCUUUUGCAGGUCUCCGAGGAAAAAGACAGGGCCUGUCGGGCGCUUUGGGGCGCUGCUUCCAUGCGACCCAGGCUCCGGAGCGGGCUCCGGGAUAACGAGCUCCUGUCCUUUGGGGCCGUGUGCAAUCAGUGCCGUGGAGCUGUAGGUGGUCAAGAGGAGGCAAAGCGAAAAGCAGCUCCGCCAAAGCAGGCCAAGCGGAAAGCUGGUUCAAAAGAGGCCGAGCGAGAAGGAUCUGCGUUCAACAACAGCGUGUUUUUGUCUGCAAAGACCAAGGACAUUCCAAUGGAAAUUGUGAAGGUAGACGAAGAUGCGGAGCCGCCACUUCUCGAAUGA